Molecule: messenger RNA, 1521 nt
Organism: Homo sapiens (human)
Lineage: Eukaryota; Metazoa; Chordata; Mammalia; Primates; Hominidae
Gene: SMIM3
Product: small integral membrane protein 3
Exons: 2
Coding region: 228-410 (60 amino acids)
Cellular component (GO): membrane
Source: RefSeq, marked validated
GCAUUCCAGAGCCAGCAGCGCGUCCUGGCCGCUCCUGCGCUCUCCCGCCUCCCGGGGCUCGGAGGAGCCGGGGCACGUUCCAGGAGCUGCCUAGGGCUGAGGUUCCAGGCCUGGGGGUCGCUUCCAGCUGCCAGAUCCCGUGCAGUCCUGGGGACCCUGAGAAGCACCGAGCCAUCCCUGACCCAGGAACUUUCCGCAGACUCGCCGCCAUCUGGGAGUGAAGCAACAUGGAUGCAGUCAGCCAAGUCCCCAUGGAAGUCGUGCUUCCCAAGCACAUCCUGGAUAUCUGGGUUAUUGUCCUCAUCAUCCUGGCCACCAUUGUCAUCAUGACCUCGUUGUUGCUGUGCCCAGCCACUGCAGUAAUCAUCUAUCGCAUGCGGACUCAUCCGAUCCUUAGUGGGGCUGUUUGAGAGCCUCCCAAGAGGGCCGGGUGAGGGAUGAGGACAGGCAUCCUAUCCCCAGCCUCUUCCUGUCUUCAGAAAAGCAGCAGGAGGGACUUUGGGGCAUGGACCUGAGUUCUGGUUUUGAUUCUGCCACGAGCCAGCUGUGUGAAUUUGGUCAAGGGACCUAACUCUCUGAGUUCCAGGUUCCUUAUCUUUCAAAUGGGGAUGGUGAUCCCUGCCCUUUCUACCUCAUAGGGAUGUGAGAACCACCUGACUUAGUGGAUGUGAAAGCUGUUUGUGAUCAGUAAAGCUACCACAGAUAUAAGGGUGUUAUGCUGAAUCCUGAGAAGCUUUCAAGAACCAGAGAACCUGAUUGCUGAUGAUGGCCUUAAAGGUGGUGAGGGAGAUACUGGGGGCAGAGCAGACUUUGCCAGUGCCCCUCAGGUCAAACCAAGCCAAGAGCACCCUGUCCCCAUUCCAAGGGGCCAGCAGCACUUUGGCCCAAAGUAUUUUCUUUAAGGUGCCAUUCCUUCAUGUUUUCUCAGUUUGGAGGGUGAUGGGUAGAGCUUUCCAGAACCUUCUCCAUUCCAGAAUCUCUGCCCCUGUGUAAUCUGAAGGAAGGCUGUGCCAUCUUUGGGCACUGCCAAGGGAGUUGGGGUGAUGGGCUUCUUUCUGCACUGGAGUCUCACAUCUGUUAGCUUUGACACUCAAGCAAUGUUGGAAAAUGCAGGGUGACUGAGUUCCCUGCCCAGCUUUCGGGAUCUCUGGCCCCCAUCCCCUUGUGUGUGUCCCUCUGCCCAGCUCCUGCUGUAAUUAGCUCCACGUGUACCCCCUUCACUCCCUCCCACCAGCUCUGCAGCCAGCCUAUGGCAAUUAUAUUUUAAGAGGUGUUCCCAGGACUUUUGGGACCUACUAAAACAAUGAUGGUUAUUUUAGAUGUGAUGAUUUAUAUUUAUGUAGAGAUAUUUCUGGACCACUCAAGCUCUUCGAUACCAAAAUCAGGAGCAUCUUGGGAUUUAUUAAAUUAUGUAAGAAGAUAGCACAGAUAUCGGGAUAUUAUUGUGUGAAAAUGCUGCUUUUACUUUGAUGUGAUCUCAUUGAUGUACACAACCAAGUUCCAAUAAAGUGCUAGAAUGUG